GGCGAACGGCUUGGAUUUUCGAUUCGUGUUCCCUCGUCGCUCAAGACUUUUACCGGGCAUCGAACGCAACAGUGCGUCUUCCAUUGCCGCGCUUGGCAGAUUCAAUCCGCCAUGAUGUCGGCAGACCAGAAGGCGUGUGCGAUCGCCUUUGUGAUGCUCACGAGUUCAAUCCACGCCGUCGUUCUCCUCGCCCCGCGCAGCGCGCGCAGGCACCCACGCCUGCACGUACUCAUGUGCAUGAGCUGGGAUGCGCGCGCUGUGGAUAUAACUGGUGCGAGGCGAAUUGGGAUUCUGGUAAUGCAACGAUUCGCUGGGACGAGUAUUGCGGUUGCUGCUGCGGAACCCAAGAGCAGAAACUUUGUGCGAAAGCGUUCUGCUCGCCAUCGCCGCCACUACCGACGUCGGCGCCGACCCGGGCACCGACGCCGGUGACUUCGCCAGCGCCGACGCCCGCACAAUCGGCUCCGCCAACGCCAGCACUGACGCCCGCGCCGACGUCGGCGUUCUAUUCCUAUCUGCUCGUCGAGGUCGCGCGGUCGCCUGGUGAUGCUCGCUCUGGGUGCCCAACUGGAUACGAGUAGGCAAUGCCAAAGUCAGAUGCAGAGCAGGCGGAUGUCUUUACCGUGAUCCAGGGCUUUGGCACAGUGCUCGUAUGGGCUGGCGCCCCAAUGGCGAAUGGAGAGUGAAAGUGUGACGUUGGAUGUUCAAUGGCGUCAUAUAACAAUUGGGGUCGUGGAGAGGGGGUGAUUCUAACCAGCCAUGGUUGUGCGUAUGGUCGUGGGGCGGCAGGUGUCUCGAUUGCGUUGGGAGCAGUGAUAUUGUGUGCCAAACGAGAGUGACUCCCGCGCCAACGCCUGCGCCCACGCCUGCGCCAACAACAGCACCCACGCCAGCACCAACGCCAGUGCCUACGCCAGCGCCAACCCCAGCGCCUACGCCAGACCCUACGCCGGCGGCUGACCACAUGGUGAAGGGGGCCUUUUGGAGCCAGGUGGGCAGGGCAUCGAUGGCGAAACCUCUGGCGAUUGGAGUGGCUAUUCGGUGUCGCUGAGCAGCGACGGCAGCCGCGUUGCCAUUGGACACGUCUUAAUUUCGGUGCUGGGUCAGAUUCUGGUCACGUUCGCGUCUUCGGGCUCUCGGGCAAGACUUGGAACCAGUUCGGGCAAGACAUCGAUGGCGAAGCCUUAGUCGAUUGGAGUGGCUGGUCGGUGUAGCUGAGCAGGGACGGCAGUCGCGUGGCCAUUGGAGCAUGUCUCAGUGCUGGGUCAGAUUUUGGUCGCGUUCGCGUCUUCGGGCUCCCGGGGCAACACUUGGAGCCAGAUGGGGCAGGACAUCGAUGGCGAAGCCUGAGGCGAUGAAUGUGGCCAUACGGUGUCGCUGAGCAGCGACGGCAGCCGCGUGGCCAUUCGAGCACGUCUUAACUUCGGUGCUAGGUCAGAUUCUGGUCACGUUCGCGUCAUCAAGUUCCAGGCGACGCCCGGCCCGACGCCCAGCCCGACGCCCAGCCCGACAUCCAGUCCGACAUCCAGCCCGACAUCCAUUCCGACGCCGAGCCCGACGCCCAAUCUGAUGGCCAGCCCGACGGUCGCAGGGGUCGGCGACCCGCACCUCGUCAACACUUAUGGCCAGAAGUUCGACUUGUUUCAGGCUGGGUACUAUACGCUGAUCAACAUCCCAAGGUGGGCGCGGCAGCGGGCCAACUUCGUGCGGGCGAGGGCGGGUCGUGCUGGGGCUGGGUGCGCUGAUUUGCAUUUUACGGAGAUCAACAUCAGCGGCACGUGGGCUCACGGCCAUAUGGCGGCGGACUUUCGUUGGGUCGCCGAGGCCGUGAGGCUGGUCAAGUCACGGUGGAUGAAGUUUGACAACAAGUUCCGUGUCAAGAUCGCGCACGGUCACCGUCCAGAACGUGAUGUAUUUGAACAUCUUCGUGGAGGGGUUGGACAAGACAAAGGGUCAGGUGGGCGGCCUCCUCGGGGAGGACGACCACACGGCGUCCACCACCUUGGACAAAGGGUGCAAGAAGCUGAUGACUCUGUGAGUCGGGCGCCCCUGCAGGGUAGCUGAAUUUGGUCCUCGCAAAGACCGAGCGUAGCUUCCGCUGAUGAGGAUAGCGUGCGGCCGCCCGGGAUUGUCUCCCGCUUGUCAUUUUGCCGUGUGUUCUGCGGACGGCGUUUAGCACAACGCUGGUCAUGGAAAGGGUCGGCAUUCCUGCUCUCUCCCUUUUGUAAGUACGCCUGCAUCUACUGCGCCGUAGGCCGUAGGCAGCCGACGUGUCUCUUUCCCCCUCGCCAUUCUGGUUAUGUUCGCUUGUAUCCUCCCUCCAUCCUACCUUCCAUACUCCUCUCUUUGCCAUUGCGCUUUAUUUUGUCAGCAGCGGGGAGUCUUCAGCGGGCUACUCGGUACGCCACUCGCGCACGGGCGUGUCCGGCUGGCAAGACCGUUUUCCGUUUUUAUCUUGCGCUUGCAUGCUGAGCGCGCGUUUGGCGUAGCUCGCAGUUUGCGCCCAUUCGGCGCGUCGACUGCUUCGCCGUCUGGUAACUGACUUGCCCCCUGGUUGUCAGACAGUGCGGCAACACAAUAA
Prorocentrum cordatum is the source of this 2581-nucleotide messenger RNA. The record is from the annotation of a GenBank genome assembly. Lineage: Eukaryota; Dinophyceae; Prorocentrales; Prorocentraceae.